Austrofundulus limnaeus is the source of this 728-nucleotide messenger RNA. It is a transcript of the gene pfdn5, whose product is annotated as prefoldin 5. The transcript is spliced from 6 exons. Gene Ontology annotation, biological process: RNA polymerase II core complex assembly; RNA polymerase I assembly; RNA polymerase III assembly. Lineage: Eukaryota; Metazoa; Chordata; Actinopteri; Cyprinodontiformes; Rivulidae. Gene Ontology annotation, cellular component: prefoldin complex; cytoplasm. The coding region runs from base 41 to 508 and encodes 155 amino acids. The record is from RefSeq and is a predicted model, not a curated record.
UCAACCGGAAAAAGAAUCUGUAGGUCCUCACGUUUCCAACAUGGCGGUGAAUCUCACAGACCUCUCCCUGCCUCAGUUAGAAGGACUAAAAACCCAACUGGACCAGGAAGUUGAGUUCUUGACGUCUUCAAUAAGUCAGCUGAAAGUUGCCCAGAGUAAAUUUGUUGAAGCUAAAGACAGUUUGAAUGUGCUGAACCAAAACAAUAAAGGCAAAGAAAUGCUUGUUCCUCUCACCAGUUCUAUGUAUGUCCCUGGAACGUUAAAUGAUGUUGACCAUGUCUUAGUGGAUGUGGGGACUGGAUAUUAUGUUGAAAAGAAUGUAGAGGACUCAAAGGCAUUCUUCAAGCGUAAAAUAGACUUCCUUACAAAGCAGAUAGAGAAAAUUCAGCCACCUCUUCAGGAAAAGCAUGCUAUGAAACAAGCUGUGAUUGAAGUGAUGAGCCUGAAGAUUCAGCAGCUACAGCAGAGCCAACAAGCAUCACAGAUGGCUGGAACCACCAAAGCCUAAUAAAGACGUCUGUCUCCAUUCUUCAACCCUGGGCGUUUUUAAGUUUGUGUGCACAAAAGAUCAGCAUCUAACAUGCACAGACCUUGUUUCAUGCCUACUGUUGUCACAAUGAAGAAAUUGUGUGUACAAUUUUAAAUUAAUUAAAUUUGAAGUCCAGUUAGUUGCUAAUUAAAGAGGUCACAAUGGAUUCAGUGGACAUUAAAGUGCUUUUUUUUCUUGA